UCUAUUUCAGUUUUUGACCAGCUCAGCUCGCAGAUAUAGUUUUGUUUCAAUGUAAUAACUCAAAUUCAUGUAUUUCUUUUUGUAUGUAUACUAAACGCAUGAAUGUUUAAAAACUCAGACUAAAUUUUAAGUCAGAAAACAAAUUUUUUAUCAGUCUGCGCGCCCAAAAAUAUAAUAAAACAAAAAUAAUAUUUAGUGACAAUGGUGAGUCCCGGUAGCGUUGCAAAACUAUUAGGCAGCUUCAAUGUGGCCACAAGCGUCUGGGUGAAACGUGUGAAUCCCGGUUGGUAUGAGGCGCGUCAAGUGCCGAUGACUCUCUUGCGUGAAAGACUAAUCGAAUUACCGAAGAUAAAUACCAGAAUCAAGCCCAAGCAAAAAGCUAUGCCCAAAUAUGUGAAGCCGAUGUCGCCAGCGCCUUUAAUGAUGCGUCAACUGUAAUUCAUGAACGCGUAAACAUUAAAACAUUGACAUGGAUUAAGACUUUUUUGAUGUUUGUACUGAGCAGAACAGAAAUAAUUUGUAUGUUAAAAGUAGUUCCAGAUUUGUUAAGCUGCAGCUGCAGCCAGCUACAAGUAUAUGUAUUAAAAGAUAUGCCAGCCUUGUA
Molecule: messenger RNA, 604 nt
Organism: Drosophila busckii
Lineage: Eukaryota; Metazoa; Arthropoda; Insecta; Diptera; Drosophilidae
Exons: 1
Coding region: 202-438 (78 amino acids)
Source: RefSeq, a predicted model, not a curated record